CUGCAGUUGGUUGCCUCGGUUAUAUCAGCAGAAAGUCUACUUGUUCAAUUUGCAUGCCAUCAUUACUGAACUCUGAUAGCCAGUGGAGUCAUGUAUCGUAGACCGACUAAAGAUUAUGCUCUGAGCAACUCUAGCAAACAUAAAGAAAAUAUGGCGUCGGAUGCCAUGUUUUCGUUUGAUGAUUUCAAUUUUGUUGCAAGUCAAGAUGAAUUGAGCUGUACACCUGUUGAUGGAGCGAACAUGCGGAAGAAAACUUGUGUUUAUGGUGCUGAUGAGUGCGAAGAGUUUAACGGCAGUGGUUAUGGAUUUUAUCAGGCUGUCACAUUUCAGGAAGGUUUGCUCUUCUCCAAGUAUCAGCAGCAAGAACACAAGUCAGAGCAGUAUUUGAAUUAUGAGGUAUUUGAUGAUCAAAGGUUUGAUAUCUUUUCUCCACCAUUUCAAACUUGUUUGCAGGAAAUAGAAAAGCUUGAUGAUGAAAUCCCAAGUGGAAUUCAGCAUAUUUCUGAAUCAAAGACAGAAAUUCAAAAUCAAAAUCAAAAUCAAACUUGUUUCUCUUUUGCCUCACUAGAGCUGCUAAAGAAAUAUGAUAAUGGAAGGAUAAAUGGUGGAAGAAUAGUUAAGCCCGGCAGUGAUGCACCAUGUACAAAGUUGGCAGGCAGCAGGGGAUUGUCAACAGAAGAAGUCAUCAGAAUUGCUGGAGCAAGGUUUAUCCAGUCCUGUUGGCAAGCGGUUGAUAUUACCUCCAUGCUUCACAAUCCUUUUGGUCUUUUUUUCUCUGAUCUUUCUGAUGAUGAAUCCAGAAAUGUGGAGCUUGUAGAAUUACUUCUAGCUUCCGCUGAAAAAGUAGGCUAUCAACAAUUCGAACGUGCAAGCAGAUUGCUUAACCAUUGUGAAUUAUUGUCUUCGAAUAUCGGAAAUCCUGUUCAAAGAGUGGUUUACCAUUUUUCUGAAGCCCUUAAAGAGAGAAUUGAUCGAGAAACCGGAAGAUUCCCAUCAAUAGAAUACUUGAGGAAAAAGCAACCUGUUGAUCCUAAUCAUAAUGCAGCUAGCUUGGCAUGCCACCAGAAAAUUCCUUUCAUUCAGGUUGCGCGCUUCACUGCAAUCCAAGAAAUUGUGGAAAAUGUGGCUCGAGCAAAGAGAAUUCACAUAAUUGAUCUUGAAAUCAGGAGUGGAGCUCAAUGGCCAGUGCUAAUGCAAGCUUUAAUGUCUCGGCACCAUUGCCCUCUUGAGCUUCUCAAGAUAAGUGCCAUUGGAACUACUUCAAAACAUUUGAUUGAGGACACAGGUAAAAGGUUAGCAAGUUUUGCUGAGUCCAUGAAUGUACCUUUCUCUUUUAGGGCAGUCAUGGUAUCAGACAUGCUGGAUCUCAAAAAGGAGCUCUUUGAGCUAGACUCUGAGGAAGCAGUAGCUGUCUACUCUGAGUAUUUUCUGAUGAACCUGCUCGUGGCGCCAAAUCGUUUAGAGUCUAUAAUGGGAAUGCUCAGAAACAUCAAUCCAAAUGUAAUGGUGGUCAUGGAAGUUGAGGCUAAUAACAAUUCACCAUCUUUUGUACAUCGUUUUAUUGAAGCUCUCUUUUUCUACAGUGCCUACUUCGAUUGCUUCGAUGCAUGUAUGGAACGUGACGACCCAAACAGGAUGGCUGCUGAAUCAGUAUUUUUCCAUCAUGGAAUAAGAAAUAUAGUGGCUAGUGAGGGUGAGGAAAGGAGGAUAAGACAUGUGAAAAUUGAUGUUUGGAGGUCAUUCUUUGCUCGUUUCGGAAUGAUACAGACAGAACUCAGCACUUCAUCCUUGUAUCAAGCAAGCCUGGUGCUUAAGAAGUUUCCUUGUGGGAGUUCUUGCACACUUGAUGUGAAUGAGAAAAGCCUAAAUAUUAGCUGGAAAGCUACACCGAUUAGUUCUCUUUCUGUUUGGAAGUUCAUUUGAAACGAACAAAAGGGAGCUAUUAAAGUUCUCAUUCAGCAGCUCUUUUUAGGCUCCUCUGCAACUUCUGUAUUACUGAUUAAUUAACUUACUAAUUUAUUAAUAGUUUCUGAU
This is a messenger RNA of Ricinus communis (castor bean), 2034 nucleotides long. RefSeq names its product DELLA protein RGL1. Gene Ontology annotation, cellular component: nucleus. Gene Ontology annotation, molecular function: sequence-specific DNA binding; DNA-binding transcription factor activity. The coding region runs from base 91 to 1923 and encodes 610 amino acids. The record is from RefSeq and is a predicted model, not a curated record. Gene Ontology annotation, biological process: regulation of DNA-templated transcription. The transcript has a single exon. NCBI's taxonomy places the organism in Eukaryota, Viridiplantae, Streptophyta, Magnoliopsida, Malpighiales, Euphorbiaceae.